UUCUAAAUGAUUUGGUUUCCUAUAUGUUGACUACAAGUUUUACAUUUUGUACUUCUUUCCAAUGUAUGAUGUGAUAUUGUUCCUAUAUUGUUUAAUACUGUCGUCUUCAACUUUAACAUUAUUCUGCAUAUAUUGUAUAGACAAAGAUAGAGAUUCAACUUUUUGAUGUAUUUAUAUUUGGUGCUUAUAUCAUCAGGGGAUAUGUAACCAACCUGGAUACUGGAAAAAUCCAAGGCGUUUCUUUCGUCGCCUCCAAUGGUGAUCUAGUUGGACCAAGAUCAGUACACCGGAAAGCCUUACUCAAUGCUUUGGCAGAUCAAUUGCCGAUUAAUUCAAUCCGUUUCUCUUCCAAGCUCAAUGCUAUUGAGACCCAAGAACAUGAAGGUUCAUCCAUUUCCAUUAUUCACAUGGCAGAUGGGACUGUCAUCAAAGCAAAGGUUCUGAUAGGCUGUGAUGGGAUGCACUCAGUGGUGGCACGCUGGUUAGGACUUGCUGAACCGGUCUAUUCAGGUCGAUCAGCGGUUCGUGGCUUGGCUGUGUUUCCUCACGGCCAUGGACUGGACAGCAACGCGCAAUCAUAUAUAGGACAAGGAAGAAGGGCUGGUUUUGUUCCCCUCACUGACAAAGAGAUCUAUUGGUUUUUUACUUGCACCUCUCCAGCUAAAGGGGCAGAUAUGGCAGAUGAACCCGAAGUUAUAAAAAGAGAAGUGAUUGAGAAUUAUGCCAAGGACCUUCCUCAUACACUACAAGAAAAACACCCUUUGCUGACGGCUAAAAAGCGUCACGAUAGCCAUAAGUUGACGGCUUAG
This is a messenger RNA of Prunus avium (sweet cherry), 809 nucleotides long. The record is from RefSeq and is a predicted model, not a curated record. Lineage: Eukaryota; Viridiplantae; Streptophyta; Magnoliopsida; Rosales; Rosaceae.